This is a messenger RNA of Python bivittatus (Burmese python), 2611 nucleotides long. It is a transcript of the gene AP5M1, whose product is annotated as adaptor related protein complex 5 subunit mu 1. The record is from RefSeq and is a predicted model, not a curated record. NCBI's taxonomy places the organism in Eukaryota, Metazoa, Chordata, Lepidosauria, Squamata, Pythonidae. Gene Ontology annotation, cellular component: lysosome; cytosol; AP-type membrane coat adaptor complex. Gene Ontology annotation, biological process: endosomal transport.
AGUCAGCUGCUGUCGCCGCCACUGCUGCUGUCUCCUUGGCCCUCUGGUGCAAGCGCUCUCCGCUUCUUUCGGGGGAAAGGAGAGGCCCGGCGAAGAGGUCGGCGUUGGGGUUGGAAGCCUCUUCAGACCAUCGCCUGGAGGAGGGACGGAUGGCGGAGGCGUUUCUGGUUGAGGGGGGAAUGAGUUAUAGCGGAAGGAGGCAACAUUUUUGCAUGGAAUGUAAUUAAUGAGAGAAAUGUGUUCUAAUAAGUGCACAGCUGGUGUGAUUGUGGAAAGGGAGUUUGGAGGAGAAUAAGAGAAUCCAAUCCUCCCAUGCAGAAGCAAGUAGCAGCACUGGAAAUGAGAAGGAAGAAUUUAUGAGCCACACUCAAACAAUGCCUACAACUGGAAGCUUCUUGGCAGUAAGGCUAUCAUGGACAAGGUGAUCUUGCAGUCUGCUAACUAAAUGUGAUGGCUCUGAGAGGACUGUGGCUGAUCAAUCAUGAGCAAGGGGUGCAAAGCUCGGUGCUGUUUUCCAGGCGUUACCCCACAGUUGAAAAGCGAGCAAAAUUUUUCAAUGGGUCAAGUUAUGUGCCAGUACCAGAAGAUGGUCCUUUCCUUAAAGCACUACUUUUUGAAUUGAGGCUGACAGAUGAAGGUCAACACUUUUUGGAGCGUAGAGAUGGCUGUUCCAGAAUCAACAAGACUUCAGUCUAUACACUACAGGUUGAAAGGAGGGACCUCUGGCCUGUGGUGGCUUUCCAGAAGAGUGGGUUGAUUUAUGUUGGCCUCCCAUUAGUUGAGCAGUCCAUCAUGCCACGACCACCUCUCUUCAGUAUCAGUGGAAUCUCUCAGGCUUUUGACUUCUUGUCAGGGCUCCUGGCGUUUAUGAACUCUAGUCAGAAGGGUGAAGCAGAGAGGAGUGCCAAAAUUGGCCAACUGCCAAGUUUGAUUAUGCAGGCCUGUCCUCUGGGCACUCCACUAGAUGCAAAUUUAAAUGGCUUAUUGGAAAACAGUCACAUUGCUCUAAAUAGUCAUACUCAGAAACCACCAGCUUGGAGAAGCAACACAUACAAGGGAAAGCCUCAAGUUAAUAUCUGUAUCAUUGAAAAAGUCAAAUCUGUCCAGUAUGACCAAAGGGAUGUGGCAGACAUGUGGCAAGUUUAUGGAAGUGUAACAUGCAAGUGUGACGUAGAAGGCACUGCUCCCAAUGUGACUAUUGGCCUGAACCUCCCUGCCAAUGGUUCUCCUCUCCAGGAUAUUUUGGUCCACCCCUGUGUAACAUCCCUCGAUUCUGCUGUUCUGACUUCCAGUAGUGUUGAUGUAAUGGAUGACUCAGCUUUCAGUGGACCUUACAAAUUCCCUCUAAUACCGCCUUCAGAUCUGUUUAAUCUGUGCUUUUACACUUCCCAGGUACCUGUUCCACCUAUUUUGGGAUUUUAUCAACUAAAAGAAGAAGAAUCACAGUGGAAGUUCACAAUUCACCUGAAACUUCAUGAGAGUAUGAAAAACACUUUUGAAUACUGCAAAGCUUGUAUUCCCUUUUUUAACCGGGGUCCUAUUACACACUUGGAAUACAAAAUCAGCUGUGGCCAACUUGAGGUAUCAAGAGAGAAAAGCUUACUGGUUUGGUUCAUAGGGCAAAAAUUUCCCAAAUCACUAGAAAUUUCUCUUACUGGGACUGUCGCUUUUGGUCCUACAAGUCAGGAUCAGCCAGUUGAUGCUGUUUGUACUGGAAACACUGCCUAUGUCAAACUUUAUUUUAGAAUGUUGGAUUUCACACUUACUGGAUGUUAUACAGACCAGCAUUCCAUUCAGGUCUUUUCAUCAGGCAAAGCAAAGAUCAGUACAGCUCGUGAGGUACUUUCAUCAGAUUACUACAUCUGGAAUUCUAAAGCCCCAGCACCUGUUGUAUAUAGAACUUUACUUUUCUAAAUUUUCUGUUUGGUUUUGUACUAGGAAAGAAAGCAUUGCCAAAAUAUUUUAUAUCUGUACCAAGCUUCUGUUUGGGGUAAAAGAGAAUACUAAAUAAUCAUGCAUCUAUUAUUCAAAAUGUUUAAAGUUUCUCUGUGAGCACACCAUUAGAGACGUUGCAUGAUGUAUAAGCUUUAGACAGUCAAACUUACCUGUUGCCAAAUACAUUACCUGGAAAUUAAGAUCUCUCUUGUAGGUAUUGUUGAAUUUACUGUCAUAUUUCUCAAUCCUAGCUAAAUUGUUGAACAUCAUUUCUUCCCAUUGUUGGCCUUCAGAAAAAUAUUUUGAAGCAGUAGAAGUUUAAAAGUAUCUCUGACUAUAUAUGUACUGAAAAGUGCUUUGAGUUUUACAUUGAGCGACCAGUCUUCCUCCACCAAAUUAGAUGUCCUCCAGAUCAGUUGGAUAUAUGAGUUUAAGCUAUCGAAAAUACUCUUGAAUUUGUAAGUUAAAUCUUGUUAUGCAUAAGUUGCCAGCUUUCUUUGCUGCCUUUAUUCCUGAAAGGGGCAGCAGUUUAUGUUGACACCUACUUCACUCUUGCCCUUAUACUGACAUAAGAAUUGUUGGUGUAUUAGUUUCACAGACAAUUUUUAAAACUAUAGUUUCCAAUCAGAAGUAGCUGGAUUUAUUUGAUUUGUAUUCCAUAUAAAUAGAACUAUCA